Molecule: messenger RNA, 1249 nt
Organism: Pyricularia grisea
Lineage: Eukaryota; Fungi; Ascomycota; Sordariomycetes; Magnaporthales; Pyriculariaceae
Exons: 2
Coding region: 1-1092 (363 amino acids)
Source: RefSeq, a predicted model, not a curated record
AUGGCGCAAAGCAUCAGCGGUAACAACAUCCUAAACCCCCUUGCCAAGGGUCCCGGACGCACCGAACCCGAGCACAUGCAAUAUGGCGACCACUCGAGCAGCUACUGGCCGGAGGGCUGGAAUUACCAGAAAUACAGCGAGGCGACGGCAGAGGACAUAUUAUCGCUGCCCGAGGGGGAGCUGGACAAGAUGCAGGCGGGACUGAGGGAGAUUCUGGGCGAGCACGGCGCGGCGGCCAUGUCCAAGCACAAUUUCGAGAGGAGGCUCUCGGGCGGGCCGACGAUGCUCGACACAUACACAAACAAUCCACGCGACCGCAGGGCGAGCGUGAGCAGCAUCAACGCCGACGUUAUGACGCCGAGCUGGCUCAAGCAGUGGAGGAAGCGACACCAGGACCAACCGUGGGGUUUCGUCGGCGUACGGGCGGGAUGCUACGGCGGGGGUGGCGCCGAACAGCGGUGGAAGGAGUUCCAGGCGCAGUUUCAACGCAUCCUCGAGGUGCCAUUCGAUUGGGCCUUCGAGAAUGGAAGAAGCAGCGGCGGAGGCGGAAGCAGCACCAGUGGCGGCAGUGGGGAAGCGGCAUCAAAGGCGCGCGAGAUGUUUGAGGUGCGCUGGAUUGAAGACCCCGCGCUGGACGGUGCGGAUGUGCAGAUCCUUAGGGGCAAAUUCCAAGAGCUUCAAUCCACGCUCUCGCCAGGCUUCAGCCAGCCAAUCUUCCUCUCAGCAACGGAUCAAGUCAUUGAUUCGGUGCUCGGAAUGGCACCAGAGGACCUCCCAACCACAGCUUCACGACGCGGCAGAAACCCCGCACCUUGGGUCUACGCAGUCGCCGCCUCUUCCGACCGUGGCGUGCCUGACGAGCACGUCGAGUCAGCAUGGUUUCGUGAUGUGUUCAAGGUCGCCAUUGAGGUCCUUGCGGAUGAACUGUGGUGGAUCGUCGACUCGGGCACCAUGCCGCUUCGGCGCAUCACCCGCGGCGUCAAGGGCGAGGGUGUGGCGGCGGACGCUGGGAACGACGAUUUAGAGGACAUUUGGUGGUCCACAGCGCCUUCGGCUGAGCGGUUAAAGAAGGUUACUGAAGGCGACGACUAGUCAAAUCCCCUGGCGCCUUAUUGUCUUUUAAUUUUUCCCUUUUUUUGCUUUCUCGUUUUUCCCCCAGUCUCGCUUUAAUACCAUCCGUCUAUGCCAACAACCUUUUCUGUUCUGUUCCUCUUUUUUUUUUUACCCCGUCUAGCGUUUAAAAACCCGA